AUGGCAUCAUCUUCAGAGGAAUGCAGAUUUUUGGACGAUUUUAAGAGGAAACGCGUUAAAAUAACGCUGUUAGAUACACAAGUCUUUGGCGUUAUACAGCGCAUCAAUUUAAACAAGACAGUCAUUUUAGAGAACGUGUCAGAAGUAAAAAGCGGGAGAAAAUUUCGAGGUGUCAAACUCUUUUUCGGACAAGAAAUUGUUAAAGUGGAAUUUCCCAUUUCCGCUAAUCAAGACAACCCGUUCAGUGCUGACGAAGAGAACAAGUCAAAUAUUCAGUCCGGGAACAGGUUAAUGUUGGAUGAUUAUGAACAUGAGGACUGCAUCAACUAUAUAGUGAUCGAUGAGCUUCAUGAGAAGUUUGGCCCAGCGGUUAUGCACAUCCAAGAACAAGAUGUGAUUGGAAUCGGAGCUGAUGUAUUUGGAGUCAUUGAACAAGAGAGGCUUUGUUGGUUACAGGUUGCCACUAAGAACACAGUGUACCUCUUUGAUGUCCUUUUGCUUGGUGGAAGAGCUUUUAAGAAUGGGCUGUCCAUGAUUCUGGAAAAUCCCCACAUGCUGAAGGUCAUUCAUGACAGCCGCUGUGUUGCCAGAUGCUUAAAAGCACAGUUUGGAGUGAACCUUACUAAUGUGUUUGACACACAGGUAGCUGAUAUCAUGCUUUUCUACAAUGACACUGGAGGCUUCCUACCAGACAGGGUCUGCACUCUGCAAGAACUGGUCCGACUUCACCUAAAAGUUCCCAUGAUUGACCUCUUUCCUUUCUGGACCAAAGAACAGCAAACUAAGGAGACGCCAGAGGUGUGGUAUAUGCGUCCUUGUCCACCUGCCCUGUUGAAGGUCAUGGCUGUAUCAGUCCUUCACCUGCUCCCUCUGCGUCUAGUUUUAUUGGAUGCCCUUAUGUCAGACUACACCAUCUUGGUAGAUUCUUACAUGGACACCAGCCACAACAAAUCUGUUCACUUUAAGCAGACUGGAAUUGAGCUCCCCAAAGAAGUACAAGAAUUGAAUGCAGUGAGGAAGGAACGACUGGAGUGGGCAUCUCAUUGCUAUUCUGUUACCAACGAUGGUUUUCUGGAACGCUCCAGCUUCAGGCCCUCUCUGCACUCCGACCCACACAUCACAAAGUCUGCCUGUCCUGAGCCCUCUUCAGACACCGCAAGGCCUGAAUGA
Molecule: messenger RNA, 1170 nt
Organism: Xyrauchen texanus (razorback sucker)
Lineage: Eukaryota; Metazoa; Chordata; Actinopteri; Cypriniformes; Catostomidae
Gene: exd1
Product: exonuclease 3'-5' domain containing 1
Exons: 11
Coding region: 1-1170 (389 amino acids)
Biological process (GO): nucleobase-containing compound metabolic process
Molecular function (GO): 3'-5' exonuclease activity; nucleic acid binding
Source: RefSeq, a predicted model, not a curated record